AUGAUAAACCUCGUCAAUGGCCUGCUCAUCCCGUUUUCCAUGACGGACCCCUCCCUUCUCGACCUUCGCUCGCGCGGUUCACCGGACUCUCUGGCACCCAUGGAGAGGCAGCCCGUCCAGUGCCAUAGUGAGAGCGACUUCCCAGGUCACGCAGACGUCAACUAUGGGAUGCAGUGGGAGGCGGUCAACGCCUUCUGCAAGACGAAACACCUGGCGACGACCCUGUCGACCUUGCACGAUCCGGCCGAUGGGAGGUACCCCAUCACGUACAGGCACCGCAUGAGGUGGAGGGACUGGCCGCACCGGAUCAACUACGAUUUCUUCGUCGAAUGGGUUUGGGGCUGCAGGACCACCUCCCACUUCCAGAGCGUAGGACUUCCCCUGGGCAAAGGCGGCGUCACUUGCCACACCGUCAUGAGGGACAACUUUCUCCAAUGCAACAACGGAGGUGUUGGCGGUAGCACGCAGGUCGGGUGUCUCCUGUUCACCUUCACCGGAGCGAAUGGGAGCAAGUGCAUAUUGACGGAGGAAGAAAUGAGAUUGCGGGACAUCUAUGAUAAGAAGCAUGGCAUCAAAAGGCCAGAAACCACAUGCGGCAUGUGA
This is a messenger RNA of Colletotrichum higginsianum IMI 349063, 603 nucleotides long. RefSeq names its product Glucan-beta-glucosidase. The record is from RefSeq and is a predicted model, not a curated record. The coding region runs from base 1 to 603 and encodes 200 amino acids. The transcript is spliced from 2 exons. Lineage: Eukaryota; Fungi; Ascomycota; Sordariomycetes; Glomerellales; Glomerellaceae.